Lynx canadensis (Canada lynx) is the source of this 2323-nucleotide messenger RNA. RefSeq names its product leukocyte immunoglobulin-like receptor subfamily A member 5. The record is from RefSeq and is a predicted model, not a curated record. NCBI's taxonomy places the organism in Eukaryota, Metazoa, Chordata, Mammalia, Carnivora, Felidae. The coding region runs from base 331 to 1854 and encodes 507 amino acids. The transcript has 9 exons. Gene Ontology annotation, biological process: cytokine-mediated signaling pathway. Gene Ontology annotation, molecular function: inhibitory MHC class I receptor activity.
CCCCGGGUAAUAGAUGAAUAUUUAGAUAAAGGUUACCACGUCCUCCGACAUCAGAGCUCUAACCCAAAUAAAUAAACAUCUUCAUGCAGGGCCCCAGAAUGGGAAGGAGGACUCUGCCCCAGACACAAGGGGCACUGAGAGACAGGAGGGACUCAUGGGCGUGUUCCCAGGAAGUGGAGGUGGAUGAUGACACAGGAAAAUAGAGAAGUCCAUGAAGGCUGUGACAGAAAGAAAACCCAAAUCUGGGGCCAAGAGUGAAAUCUUACUUCCUUCUCUAUUUCGCUAUAUUUCUCCUCUGUGUGCAUGACCCUGGUGACCUUGACCUGAGCCAUGCACAAAUGUCACAGCUGUGUCUGCACUGACAUGAGGCCGCAGAGGAGCCGGAACCCACACCCCCUGCAGCAUCUCCGGGGCCUGGGGACCCCGUGGGAGGCAGGCCAGCCCCCAAGUGGCCACACCCUGUGCUUCUGUCUGUCCUCGAAGCACCAAGGUCCCUCCCUCUGCACAGCCGGAGCCAGAGGCAGAGACGCCAUGACCCCCACCCUCACGGCCCUGCUCCUCCUCGGUCUGAGUGUGGAACCCAGGACCCAAGUGCAGGCAGGGACCCUCCCCAAACCCUCCAUCUGGGCUGAGCCAGGCUCUGUGGUCCUCCGGGGUAGUGCUGUGACCAUUUGGUGUCAGGGAAUCCUGGAGGCCCAAGUGUUCUUUCUGGUUAAAGAGGAACACUCAGGGUUCUGGGAUGUUCAUUUCCCAAAGAAGCCUGGGAACACGGCCAAGUUCUCCAUCACACACAUGACAGAUAGACAUGCAGGACGGUAUCACUGUUCCUAUCGGAGACCCGCUGGCUUGUCAGAGCGCAGUGACCCCCUGGAGCUGGUGGUGACAGGAUUCCAUGGCAAACCCCAACUCUCAGCCCUGCCCAGCCCCGUCGUGACCUCAGGAGGGAAGGUGACCCUCCAGUGUGCCUCAUGGGAGAAAUUUGACAGGUUUGUCCUGAGGAAGGAAGGAGAACCCAGGCCCUCGUCGACCCUCGACUCCCAGCGACCCACUAGUGGGCAGUUCCAGGCCCUGUUUCCUGUGGGCCCCGUGACCCCCAACGUCAGGUGGACAUUCAGGUGCUAUGGCUAUUUCAGCAAAACCCCCCAGAUGUGGUCCUACCCCAGUAAGCCCCUGGAGCUCCUGGUCUCAGGAACUUCUGGGCGCCCCAGCCCCCCACCCACAGGACCUGGCUCCACAGAGAGUCUUGAAAAGUACCAGAAAAUUGCGAUCGGGGCCUCUGUGACCUUAAUCUUGCUGCUUGCCCUCCUCGUCCUCCUCCUCCUUCUCCGACUCCGGCACCAGAAAAAAUGCUGCAAGUCAGCUCCAACUCCGUGGCUCCUGUCCAGGAGGAGAAGCAGGGUAACUGGGAAGGAGGGAGGAAGGGCUAGGAGGAGGGGUCGGGACAGGUUCUGGGCUUCGCAUGAAAACCGCCAAAUCUGUGUGAUUCCAGGUACAUCCCCGCCCCCUGUCGGGCCUCAGUCUCCCUAUCUGAGGGUGGGAGGGGCGUGUGGGACUGCAGGGUUUCGGGAAUCUUGGCAUGAAAUAGAAUCUUCUCAUUCUCCAGAUGCUGAGGUGAGAGAGUCCCAACCUGAGGAAGACAGACAGAUGGACAGUCGGGCUGCGGCAUCUGAAGACCCCCAGGAUGUGACCUAUGCCCAGCUGAACAGCCUGAAUCUUGAACAGGAGACAAGUGCACCCCCUUCCUCACGGGCAGGGGAGCUGCCCGCAGAGCCCAUCAUGUAUGCCACUCUGGCCAGGAAGGAUGCACACCCCGCACUCCAGGGAGGGGACUGCAGGAACCCCAGGACGCAGUGAGGCUGCCCCCAAGGACACUCAGCUAAUACCCCCUGCGCCUGGGGACCUCUCAUAUGGGAGCAGGAUAUCCUGGAGCUUCAGAAGUCAUCUCAUUCGCCAGAUGAAGAGAAGUAUCAGCUCCAUAUUUUUAGAAAGAAAAGAAAACCCUUCUAAAUAACCAGUGGACAAGAGAAGCCAGCCACAGAUGAAGAUAGGACUUCUCUUUUUUUUUUACUCCCAUGACAAUGCAAAAAUUCUACAUCAACGCAUAGUUUUACUUAAAUGGUAAUGUAAAUGCCGUAUGCCAAGACGAAAUGGGGAAAGUCAGUGCCUGAAUGCAAUUAGUGCCAAGAGAAGAGAGCCCGAAAGUCAACAAUGCAGGCAAUGUUCUAUGGGAGCUAGAGAAAGGAUAGCAAAUUCAUCCCAUGGCGGUGGGUGAAAAUCAGAAGACCUUACGCUGAUCACAAAGAAUAAAAAAGAGAACAAUCAA